This is a messenger RNA of Apis laboriosa (Himalayan honeybee), 2492 nucleotides long. RefSeq lists its product as uncharacterized. NCBI's taxonomy places the organism in Eukaryota, Metazoa, Arthropoda, Insecta, Hymenoptera, Apidae. The transcript is spliced from 4 exons. The record is from RefSeq and is a predicted model, not a curated record. The coding region runs from base 532 to 2409 and encodes 625 amino acids.
CACGUACUAGGCUUUAAAGUUGAUUCAGCAUACGCUCUUACUGAAGAAGAUUACGAUACAUUUAAUCAUAUAACUUCGUAGAACGCGUAUCUCGAAGCGUUUAAGCAUUUUUUAUAUUUGUGUUAAACUAUUAUCUUGUAUAGUGCGUGAAAAGAAUUCGAAUUGGACAAAUAAAAUAUGAACUCUUUCAAAAUGUAAUAUUCUAAUGUAACAACAAUGAGAAAAAAAAAUUAACUUUUUUAAUUUAAAAUUAUUCUAUAAAAUAUCAUAUGUACGAUAUAUAAUUCUUGGGGAAUUCCCUUGCAUGCAGUUUCAUAACCGUGACCAUGAUAAUUAUCGAAAUGAACUAAAAAAAGAAACGAUAUUUAAACAAGGAUCGAAGAUCAGUUUAUAUUAUGAACAAUCCUAUAGUCUGUAUCAAGCGAUGUUUAAACAUUUAAAUGGAAAGAUCAUCACUCUAUAAUAAAUAUCUGGAAAAGAAAAAAACAAUAAUAUUUUAAACAUAGAAAGAAUAAAAUAACAAGAUCCACGAUGCAGUUGGAAGAAGAAUUAAGAUUAUUGAAUAUUAAUACAUGUGUCAAAUGUACUGGAGAAAAGAAACUGAUUUAUGAUUAUUUAAAUAAGGAUCAAAAGAAAGUAUAUAACAAUAUAUGCAAUUUAUUUAAGAAAAAAAAUAAUGCAAUUAUUGUGAUUAACACUCCAAGCGGGACCGGUAAAACAUUUCUUUUAUCUACUUUCGUCGCAAAUUACGAGAGACCUGUAGUGUAUAUUACAUUCAGAAAAGACCAAGCAAGUGAAAUUUCAUUGAAGAAGAAUAAAACAUACACGUAUAUAUCUUUUAGUAUGCAUUAUUUCAAUCUAUCAUAUUAUGAUGCAAUUCGAAUGUUUAGUUCGUACGGAUAUGACGAAGUCGAAGAACUUCAUAAUUUAAUAGUAUCAUCUAAAAAGUUUGUCUGUGAAGACACAAGUAUUUUUAUUAUAGAUAUGUAUACUAUAUCAUCGCCAAAUAUGUUGCUUUUGUUAUAUAUACUAUCACUUAAACAUCGACUGCAUUUAAUUUUUGCUGGAUAUCACAUGCAAUUAAAUGGAAUCAAUAAAUCUUCAUAUCAUAAUGAAAACAAUUUUCACAUCAUUCAAAUAUUUAACGACUUGAUGAUAAAUCAAUUAACUAAUACACGAACGUGUGAUGCCGUGCUUGAAGAUAAAUUGACGUGUUUUCGUAAACUUAUUCAACAAUUUCAACCUAUUGGAAAUAUCCAAUUUUAUUAUAAUUUGCGUUAUUUCUUUUAUUCUCUUUUUCGAUCAAAAUAUUUCACUGAGGAACGUUUUGAUACUGUUUACAUAGCUCAAACUCAUCGUAAAAUUACAAUGCGUUUAUCUCGUUUUAUUAAGUAUUUGCAGUCGAUAGAAAAACCGUAUGUCGAAGCGCCAUAUUUUUAUUAUGAUUCAAAUCAUGAUUGUAUCGUGCCACUUUCGAAAUGCAAAGAACGAAGAAUGAAAUUUUUUCCUACUCUGAUAUUAGUAGAAGGAUAUAAAUAUAUAUAUAUUAAUGAAGAUGGUGUUAACAAUAUUGUUAUAUUGGAAAAUAUAGUAUAUGAAGGUAUUAAAAUUAAAUGUUUAAAAAUUCGUUUUGAAAAUAAUUAUAAUCAUGUUAAAGAAAUCAAACGAAUCAGACUUAAUUAUUAUCAGAUUUUACCAGCUUAUCGUCUUUGGUUAUUAAAGAAUGUUAUACAUAUAGAUGAAUUAUGGCAAUUUCCUUUACGUCCUUACACGCUGACAUAUCAUGCUGCUUUAGGACGAACAAUUGAAAAAAUAAAAGUAGAGCUAAGUAUUGAGCAUUUUGCCAAUUUUUUGUACAUUGGUCUUAGUUGCGUACGUCACGAAUCUGAUAUCUAUAAAAUUCAUGAUGAACAAAAUCUUUUAAGUUACAUGGUAACAGAUUAUAUGGAAAAUGUACGAAAUGAUACUGAAUAUUAUUACAAUUGUCCAAUGAUAGAAUAUGAUAAACAAGAAAUUUUGGCAUGUAUUACUAAUAAAAAGCCUAACAAAUUUAUAGAUAAUAUUCAUUGGACAACUGUGAAUUCUGUGGAUUUAUUUGAAAAAAAUAUAGUAUUUUUACGUAUUGCACGUAGUGUAUAUCAAGAAUCAUUAUUUCAAAAAAAAGAAGUGAAUACACCAUUGAUGCAAAUUACAAAAUUUGUCAAAAAUAAUCCAAAUGUGAUACUUGAAACGAUUAAAAUGGCAAGUGUCAAUGAAAAUAAAAACAUUAAUAAUAAUAAAAAUAAAACAAAAAAAAGGAAGAAGAAACAACAGAAAAAAGAAAAUAAAGAGUGCAAAGAAUGUGAAUCAUUAGUUUAUUUAAGAAAUGAAUAUCAUCGAUGGCUUGUUGCAACUGAAAAAAGCGAUUAAAAAUUUGCGAGUAAACAUAAAAAAUUGUUAUUUUAAUUUUGAAAUUAAUAUUAUUGAAAAUAUUAAUUUUUUUAAAGAUGUAA